AAAUCCCACGUUCAAAACCCUAACCCUAACCCUGAAUCAUCCUAAAACUCGCUGCCUCUUUCUCUCACUCUCACGGCGGAAGCCAGAGACUGUGAUCCAAAAUGAAGUUCAAUAUCGCAAAUCCUACUACAGGAUGUCAGAAGAAGCUCGAGAUUGAUGACGAUCAGAAACUCCGAGCAUUUUAUGACAAGAGGAUCUCACAGGAGGUCAAUGGGGAUGCACUGGGUGAGGAGUUCAAGGGCUAUGUUUUCAAGAUCAUGGGUGGUUGUGACAAGCAAGGGUUUCCCAUGAAGCAGGGAGUACUGACUCCUGGCCGUGUUAGUCUUUUGCUUCAUAGGGGUACCCCAUGCUUCCGUGGAUAUGGAAGACGUAAUGGAGAGCGAAGGAGGAAGGCUGUUCGUGGGUGCAUUGUCAGCCAAGACCUCUCUGUUUUGAACUUGGUUAUAGUGAAGAAGGGUGAGAGCGAUCUUCCUGGAUUGACCGACACAGAGAAACCUAGGAUGAGGGGUCCAAAGAGAGCUUCUAAGAUUCGAAAGCUCUUCAACCUCUCUAAGGAGGAUGAUGUUCGGAAGUAUGUCAACACAUAUCGUCGAACCUUCACUACAAAAUCUGGGAAGAAAUGCAGUAAAGCCCCUAAGAUUCAGAGGCUGGUGACCCCAUUGACUCUGCAGAGGAAGCGUGCAAGGAUUGCAGAGAAGAAGCAGAGAAUUGCAAAGGCAAAGUCAGAGGCAGCCGAGUACCAAAAGCUCCUUGCAACCAGGUUGAAGGAGCAGCGAGAACGCCGCAGUGAGAGCUUAGCAAAGAGGAGAUCCAGGCUGUCUGCUGCCUCAAAGCCAUCAGUUGCUGCAUAAAUUUGGCUUUUACGGUCCGGGCAAAGGGCCUGAUAUUUCCCAGUGGUUCAGGUUUUUUAGUAGUCUUAUUCUAUACUUGAUCCUUUUUGGUGAUUAUGGAUUCUGUUUAUGUUUUGUUUCUUAGACACUGAGAGUUGGUUUGGAUUUUCCGGGCAUGUUGUGUGUUAAACACUCUAUUUAGCAGCGAUAGACAGUUACUACUUAUGAUUGCUGCCAUGCGAAUUUGCAGGGGAAUGUUUUUAACAUUAAAUGAAUGGAAGAGGAAUGUUUUCUGUUUAAA
Molecule: messenger RNA, 1131 nt
Organism: Vitis riparia (riverbank grape)
Lineage: Eukaryota; Viridiplantae; Streptophyta; Magnoliopsida; Vitales; Vitaceae
Product: 40S ribosomal protein S6-like
Exons: 6
Coding region: 102-851 (249 amino acids)
Biological process (GO): translation
Cellular component (GO): ribosome
Molecular function (GO): structural constituent of ribosome
Source: RefSeq, a predicted model, not a curated record